AUGAUUGUAAGAACGCCAAACCCGCAAGAAGAGUUGCUUGGAUCAGGAUCCUUUGGUACCGUGUUCAGGCUCCAAGGUCUUCCUAUCGCCCGGAAAUACAUACGGCUUCCCCAAUCAGGUGGCGGAUUGCCGCCCGAAGGCAUAAGAGAAAUUGCCUGUUUGCGACGGUUGAGAAACUACUCUCCCAGCGAUAGAAGAAAUUGCAUUGAUGUUCUCCACAUUGAGAUAUCGAAGACGAACAUAAUGCUUGACUUGGAGUUGAUGACCGGCGGAACUCUCGGUGAGCUUCUAAGCGAGGCGAGGCUGGGUCCUGAACUCGCCUUAUCGUACUCUGUACAGAUCCUUCGAGGCCUUCAAUUUCUUCACGACGUCGGAAUUACUCAUCGUGAUCUUAAGCCCAACAACAUCUUGCUUUCUUCCCCCAACGGUUUGAAAAUAGCAGACUUUGGGCUCUCUCAUGUUAUAAGCGGCUGUGAACCACGAACACCGUUGGUGUGCACGCUGUAUUAUAGACCACCAGAGCUCCUCCGAGCAAAUGUGUUCCUAAAUAAGGUUCGUGGUCUGACGUACACCUCCGCCAUCGACAAUUGGUCUGCCGGCUGCAUCCUUCGGGAAAUGAUUGUGGGGCUGGGCCCGGUGUUCCGACCGGCGAGGACAAUUUACUCGUCGACUACGAGUUCGAUCGAGCAGCUCGACGCAAUUAUCAAGAAGUUCUAUUUAUCCUCCGGCUUCAUUAACGAAAAGCUUGCUACAAGCUUCUGUAACUCAACCUUGAAGCUUCCCGAGAUUACGAUUUCACCUCCAUUGAUGAACCAGAUCCUUGAGGUCACACAACUUCUGUUGAUCCCGAAUCCGGAGUUCCGCUGCGCCGCAGGGACAGCGCUGAAGACUCUCGAGCAACUAGACUCAACUUGA
Molecule: messenger RNA, 915 nt
Organism: Colletotrichum destructivum
Lineage: Eukaryota; Fungi; Ascomycota; Sordariomycetes; Glomerellales; Glomerellaceae
Product: Putative serine/threonine-protein kinase, active
Exons: 4
Coding region: 1-915 (304 amino acids)
Biological process (GO): protein phosphorylation; mitotic DNA damage checkpoint signaling
Cellular component (GO): nucleus
Molecular function (GO): ATP binding; protein serine/threonine kinase activity
Source: RefSeq, a predicted model, not a curated record